AUGCCGCCAGUGCCGCCAGCCAAACCCGAUUUGCCUCAACCAAAAUAUGUGGAUUCGCUAUGGUGCAUCUACGCUGUGUCAGUGGUAGCAGCAUGGAACGCAGAAUUUUUAACGUAUCCAUUGGACUUGAUCAAAACCAGACUCCAAAUCCAGGGCGAGCUGAACAAGAAUGGCGGCAAAGUUGCUUAUCGAGGAAUGUUGGGCACGGCGGCGGGAAUAACGCGGGAAGAGGGCGUUCACCGGUUAUGGCAGGGGAUUCACGCGGCUUUUUGCCGUCAUCUCAUCUACUCCGGUACCAGGAUUAUGACGUAUAAGGCUCUCAAAGAAAAAUUGUUUAAACAAACUGCCAACGAAGAGUACUUUCCUUUGUGGAAAUCUGCCAUAUGUGGAGUUAGUGCUGGCGCUUUAGCCCAAUACAUAGCUAGUCCUACAGAUCUAGUCAAAGUCCAACUACAAAUGGAAGGCAAGAGGCGCCUAAUGGGCCUUCCACCUAGAGUAAACGGAAUUUUUGACGCUUUCCAAAAAGUUUGGGCCUCGGGCGGAGUCAGAGGUCUCUGGAAAGGUUCAGUACCCAACGUGCAAAGAGCGGCUCUAGUUAACUUAGGCGAUCUCACUACGUACGAUUUUCUUAAAAGAUUUAUUUUGAGACACACGGAGCUUCCUGAUAAUCAUUUGGUGCAUGUAAUGGCUUCUUGUGGUGCUGGGUUUGUUGCUGCCGCAAUGGGAACCCCAGCUGAUGUUAUUAAGACUAGGGUUAUGAAUCAACCUUUAGAUGAUCGGGGAAGAGGAUUAAUAUACACAUCAUCAAUCGAUUGCCUAAGAAAAACCGUUCAUUCUGAAGGUUUGGGUGCUCUCUAUAAAGGUUUCAUACCAAUCUGGAUGCGAAUGGCUCCGUGGUCGCUCAGCUUUUGGUUGACCUACGAAGAAAUCCUGUCGGCAAUGGGCGGUAGGGCUUGGUAA
This is a messenger RNA of Ceutorhynchus assimilis (cabbage seed weevil), 960 nucleotides long. Lineage: Eukaryota; Metazoa; Arthropoda; Insecta; Coleoptera; Curculionidae. The record is from the annotation of a GenBank genome assembly.